Gastrolobium bilobum is the source of this 1964-nucleotide messenger RNA. Its product is annotated as dimethylnonatriene synthase-like. Gene Ontology annotation, biological process: defense response to other organism. Bases 1 to 1602 code for a protein of 533 amino acids. The record is from RefSeq and is a predicted model, not a curated record. The transcript has 2 exons. Gene Ontology annotation, molecular function: heme binding; iron ion binding; oxidoreductase activity, acting on paired donors, with incorporation or reduction of molecular oxygen. NCBI's taxonomy places the organism in Eukaryota, Viridiplantae, Streptophyta, Magnoliopsida, Fabales, Fabaceae.
AUGGAUCUUGCUUUCAAUUUCCAAACUAUUUCUGCAAUAUUAGCUUUAUUGAUUGUAUAUACUGUUUUUAGGUCCAUUACAUCAAAUAAUGGACCUAAAGAAAUCAAGGGUAGCUCCAAGUAUAACAAAGUGCCUGAACCAUGUGGUGCUUUGCCUUUCAUAGGUCACCUCCAUCUUCUAAAUGCUAAUGAACCAUAUUUUAGGACCUUUUCAGCUAUGGCUGAGAAAUAUGGUUCAAUCUUCUCCCUCAGGCUUGGUUGCCACAACACCUUAGUUGUGAGUAACAGGGAAAUUGCCAAAGAAUGCCUCAUAACAAAUGACAAAGCUUUUGCUUCAAGGCCAAACAUAGCUGCAGGGAGAUACAUGGGUUACAACAAUGCCAUUUUGGGUCUUGCCCCUUAUGGAAAAUACUGGCGUGACAUGAGAAAAAUUGCCACCCUUGAGAUUCUUUCAAGUCACAGGCUUGAAAAGCUUAAGCAUGUUAGAGACAGAGAAAUAUUUUCUCUUGUCAAAGAUCUGUACAACUCAUUAUCAUUGGCAAAGAAUAUGAGUAAUUCAAUUGAAGUUCCAAUAAGCAAUUUUUUGGAACACAUGACAUUUAAUUAUAUUGUGCAGAUGAUAGCAGGGAAGCGAUUUAGUGCUGAGACCAUACGGCAAGGAGAUAGUGAGGCAUGGAGAUUAAGGAGGGCUAUCAAAGAUUUUACAUAUCUCAGUGGUGUUUUUGUGAUGGCUGAUGCUAUUCCUUACCUUAGUUGGUUUGAUUUUCAAGGGCAUGUGAGUUUCAUGAAGAGGACUUUUAAGGAAAUAGACUUGAUUCUUGAUAAGUGGAUGAAUGAACAUGUGAGAAAGAGGGUUGAAGAUGGGAAUGGUGGAUGUGAAAAUGACUUCAUGGAUGUGUUGAUAUCGACGUUUGAAGAACAUGAUGUGUUUUGUGGCCACAAGCGGGAGAUAGUGAUAAAAGCAACAGCACUGUUUCUUAUCCUUACGGCCUCAGGAAGCACAGCCAUAACACUAACAUGGGCACUUUCCUUGCUCCUAAACCAUCCAAGUGUCCUGAAGGCUGCACAACAAGAGCUAGACAACAAAAUUGGAAAAGACAAAUGGGUUCAGGAAUGUGACAUCAAAGACCUCAAUUAUUUACAAGCCAUUAUCAAAGAGACCCUUCGUCUAUACCCAGCAGCACCCUUAACAGGAAUAAGGGAAGCCAUUGAUGAUUGCAAUGUGGCAGGUUACCAUGUCCCAAAAGGCACUCGUUUGUUUGUUAACCUAUGGAAGCUACAGAGAGACCCAAAAAUAUGGUCCAACCCUGAUGAGUUUCAACCUGAGAGGUUCCUCACCACUCAUGUAGACCUUGAUUUCCAGAGUCAGAACUUUGAGUUUAUACCAUUUAGCUUUGGAAGAAGAUCAUGUCCUGGCAUGACAUUUGGGCUGCAAGUGGUUCACUUGACUCUGGCUCGGUUGCUUCAAGGGUUUGAUAUAUACACAAAAUCAGGUGUUCCAGUUGAUAUGAAAGAAGGUUUAGGAGUGGCCAUGCCUAAGGAAAACACACUUAAAGUUAUUCUCCAACCACGUCUUCCAAUGGAGCUUUAUGAAAGUCUUUAAAUCAAGUGAGUAAAAAUUAAGUGGUCGAUCCAAUGGGGCUUAUUGUCUUAUUAAAAUUAGAAAUAAGUGGUACCACUGAGCAUGUAGGUCAACUGGAUUUACCGCUUUUGUUGUCUUGCCUAUCUCGACCGGAUCAAUCGAUGAACUGGGGGAGAAAUAUAAAAAAAUAAAAUAAAUAAAGAAGUUGUAGAAUAAAUGUAAUUGAGUUAUAUCUGUAUAAUUCUAGUGUGUGUAACACAAAGUUAGCGUCUGAGUGUUGAAAAAUUAUUCCUGGGAUGAAGCCAAAAAUAAUUUGCUCGCGUUUCUUGUUUCUCUAGUGGUUUAUGUUUUAAUGGUAAUAUAAUGUUUUAUUUUUAAAUAUA